Messenger RNA from Solenopsis invicta (red fire ant), 1804 nucleotides. Its product is annotated as alpha-tocopherol transfer protein-like. The transcript has 2 exons. Gene Ontology annotation, molecular function: phosphatidylinositol bisphosphate binding. Gene Ontology annotation, cellular component: membrane. NCBI's taxonomy places the organism in Eukaryota, Metazoa, Arthropoda, Insecta, Hymenoptera, Formicidae. The record is from RefSeq and is a predicted model, not a curated record. The coding region runs from base 813 to 1388 and encodes 191 amino acids.
AUAUAUAUAUAUAUACAUAUAUACAGUAGAACCUCGUUUAUCCGAGCUUCGAUUAACCGACACUCCGCGUAAUCCGAGGCACUGAAUUCAUCCGAGCACUCCGUAUUAUCCAAGGCGGUAGCUCGAAUAAUACGGAAAAACUUGGAUAAUACGAAGCGAAGCCAUGUAGGCGCGCGAUUGUUGUUGCUAUUUUGUUUUAACAUGCAUAAACUUGCACAAGCUUGUGUGUCAUAAACCAAAUGCAGCAGUUCCAAUCCUAGAGUCGUGAUGGCUCAGAAACGAUGGUCACUACUGCAAGUGACCUCUUAUUAAUAAAAAGAUGGAGAGAUAUUGCAGCUAAAAAACGCAUGAGCAAAUUAAAACAGUCUCGUAUUACUGACUUUGUUAAGUCAAUGACGCAUAAGAAUAAUGUGCAUUCGUUAUAAUUCUUAUAUUUUUAUACAUGUAUCUGAUCAUAUUACAUUUUUUCGAAUUCAUACAUACAUAAAAAUAAAAAGUCUUUUAAUUAUAUCUGUGUUCCGUAUUAUCCGAGAUUUCGAUUAUCCGAUGUACGCUUUCCCCACAUUACCUCGGAUAAACGAGGUUCUAUUGUAUAUAUAUAUAUAUAUAUAUAUAUAUAUAUAUAUAUAUAUAUAUAUAUAUACACACACACACAUAUACACACACACAGGGGUUAGACAAAAUAAUACUUAUUCCGACUCCGAAAAAUAGGCGUAAUUCAAGAAAGUGUAGUUUUGUCAAAAAUAAUCGUAAAAAAUUUUUUUAAAAAGUAGCUGUUAUUAGAGAAGAAAACCGAGGAAAAAUAUAUCAGGAUGUUAGUCAAAUUCCUUGAUACAAAUCUGAGUAAAUUUAACUACUUAGAGUGCGUUAAAUAUUCAUUUAUGACGUGCGAGGUACAAAAUGUGGUACAUGUCACCAGCGCAGGACAGAUUGUUAUUCUUGAUGCAACCGGAUUUUCUUUUAGCCACCUCGCUAGUAUUAACUUGGUAAUAUUGAAAAAAAUUUUAUUCUAUAUACAAGAAGCUGCUCCAGUUCGAUUAAAGACUAUACACAUAUUGAACACUAUGCCUGUAGUAGAUGCACUAGUGAAUCUGGUAAAACCCUUUAUGAAGAAGGAAUUGAUGAAUAUUCUACAUUUUCAUUCAAGCAUGGAAACCGUAAAAAAAUUUUUGCCUAUAGAAGGUUUGCCAAACAAAUACGGUGGGAAAGCAGGAUCUACGGAAGAAAUAACUGCUAAACACAUCAAAUUGUUGGAGGAAUUUCGCGAUUGGUUUCAAUAUGACGAAGUUAUAGAACGAGUGAACAAACCUUUGCGAGUUAUCAAAUGUAAAAAUGCGGAAAAUUUAUUUGGUGUAGAGGGUAACUUUAAAAAAUUGGAGCUAGUUUAAUCAGUCGAAUUUAAGGAGAUUCUUUAAUCUUUUCACAUGAUAUAAGUACUUGAUUAAAUUUUAAGAAUAAGUUUAUGAUUAUGUAGACAUUCGUAAGAAUUCUUAAACUUUUUAGGAAUCUAAUAAUCAAACAUAAAAAAGCACAACGUAUUAUUAACAUUACUAGAAGUUAUAAUUUGCUCCUCGUUAAUUGUGCCUUUCUCUUAUUUGCCCAAUCCUUUGUUUAAUUUUUAAUUAUAGACAAUCUUCGUGAUAUACUAUUUUAUAAGAUAAACAGACUGAAAAACAUGCGUCAAUCUCAAUUUUUUUAAUAUAAUUGAAUUGACUUUCAAAGGGUUAAUAGUUAAAUUUGUGAAAGCUCAAUGUAUUACACUGAGCUUUCAUAUAUUGUACAUAAAUUAACAACAAACGAAGCG